Messenger RNA from Stegastes partitus (bicolor damselfish), 3023 nucleotides. RefSeq names its product myosin 1D (gene myo1d). The transcript has 22 exons. Lineage: Eukaryota; Metazoa; Chordata; Actinopteri; Pomacentridae. Gene Ontology annotation, molecular function: actin filament binding; microfilament motor activity; ATP binding. Gene Ontology annotation, cellular component: microvillus; cytoplasm; myosin complex. Bases 162 to 3023 code for a protein of 953 amino acids. Gene Ontology annotation, biological process: actin filament-based movement; actin filament organization; endocytosis. The record is from RefSeq and is a predicted model, not a curated record.
UUGUAAGGAACAACUCUGAGAAAUUGGAUGAAAAUGCGCACAGCUGCUGUUUGAGGAGGAAAUGUUCACCUUUUGUCCGCGCUUCAAAGCAACUUAUUGAAGUUUACCUCUUUUUUUUUUCUACGAGUUUUAGUUAGAAAUAAAGGAAUAAAGGUGACAGCAUGGCAGAACACGAGAGCCUGGAGUAUGGAAAGGCGGAUUUUGUGCUUCUGGACAACGUGUCUAUGGAGGAAUUCAUGGCCAACCUAAAACUCAGGUUUGAGAAGGGAAGGAUCUACACCUACAUCGGGGAGGUGGUGGUGUCCGUCAACCCGUACCGUGCCAUGAACAUCUACGGCCGGGACACCGUGGAGCAGUACAAGGGCCGCGAGCUGUACGAGCGGCCGCCGCACCUGUUCGCCAUCGCAGACGCUGCUUACAAAGCCAUGAAGAGGAGGAACAAAGACACUUGUAUUGUCAUCUCAGGGGAAAGUGGAGCAGGAAAGACAGAAGCCAGCAAGUAUAUAAUGCAAUACAUUGCUGCCAUCACCAAUCCUAAUCAGAGGGCUGAGGUUGAAAGAGUGAAGAACAUGCUGCUUAAAUCUAACUGCGUCUUGGAGGCCUUCGGCAACGCCAAGACCAACCGCAACGACAACUCCAGCCGCUUCGGCAAAUACAUGGACAUCAACUUCGACUUCAAGGGGGACCCCAUCGGAGGCCACAUCAGCAACUACCUGCUGGAGAAGUCCAGGGUGAUCUUCCAGCAGGAAGGCGAGCGGAGCUUCCACUCCUUCUACCAGCUGCUCAGAGGAGCUCCGGAUUCCCUGCUGCGCUCUCUUCACAUGCAGAAGGACCCGACAGCCUACAACUACAUCAAAGUCGGAGGCCUGAUUAAGUCCAGCAUCAACGACAACGCCGAUUUCAAAGCCGUGGCCGACGCCAUGAAAGUGAUCGGCUUCACGGCGGACGAGGUUCAGACCGCGUACAGGAUCCUGGCCACCAUCCUGCAUCUGGGCAACCUGACGUUCGGCGUGGACGGCGACGUGACCCUGAUCGAGAACACAAAGCUGGUGUCGGUGAUCCGGGACCUGCUGUCCACCAAAGAGGAGAACGUGGAGAAGGCGCUGCUCUACCGGACCGUGGCCACGGGUCGGGACGUCAUCGAGAAGCAGCACACGACGCAGGAGGCCAGCUACGGCCGGGACGCCCUCGCAAAGGCCAUGUACGAGCGUCUGUUCUGCUGGAUCGUGGGCCGAAUCAACGACAUCAUCGAGGUGAAGAACUACGACGCCCGAGUGCACGGGAAGAACACGGUCAUCGGGGUGCUGGACAUCUACGGCUUUGAGAUUUUCCAGAACAACAGCUUCGAACAGUUCUGCAUCAACUACUGCAACGAGAAGCUGCAGCAGCUCUUCAUCCAGCUGGUGCUGAAGCAGGAACAGGAGGAGUAUCAGAGGGAAGGCAUCCCCUGGAAACAUAUCGAUUACUUCAACAACCAGAUCAUCGUGGACCUGGUGGAGCAGCAGCACAAAGGGAUCUUCUCGGUGCUGGACGAAGCCUGCAUGAAUGUGGGAAAAGUCACCGAUGAGGUUUUUCUCCAAGGACUCAACGGCAAACUGGCCAAACACGCCCACUACACCAGCCGCAAGCUCUCGCCGACCGACAAGAGUUUGGAGUUCGACCGAGACUUUCGCAUCAGGCACUAUGCGGGAGACGUGGUGUACUCUGUGGUGGGUUUCAUUGAUAAGAACAAAGACACUCUGUUCCAGGAUUUCAAGAGACUGCUGUACAACAGUUCCAACCCGGUGCUGAAGGGGAUGUGGCCUGAAGGCAAGCUGAGCAUCACCGAGGUCACCAAGCGACCACUGACGGCCGCGACGCUCUUCAAAAACUCCAUGAUCUCACUGGUGGAGAACCUCGCCUGCAAGGAACCCUACUACGUCCGCUGCAUCAAGCCCAACGACGUCAAGUCUCCUCUGCUGUUUGAGCAGGAGCGCUGCCGCCAUCAGGUGGAGUACCUGGGGCUGCUGGAGAACGUACGGGUGCGUCGAGCCGGCUUCGCCAACAGACAGACGUAUCCCCGCUUCCUACAGAGAUACAAGAUGAUCUCGGAGUUCACGUGGCCGAACCACGACUUGCCGUCGGACAAAGACGCGGUGAAGAGGCUGCUGCAGGGCUGCGGGUUCGACCACGACGUCGCGUACGGCAAAACGAAGGUGUUCAUCCGGACGCCGCGGACGCUGUUCAGCCUGGAGGAGCAGCGGGCGGAGAUGGUCCAGAGGAUCGUCCUCUUCCUGCAGAAGGUGUGGAGGGGAACCAUCGCCAGGAUGCGGUACCGGCGGAUGCGAGCCGCCCUCAUCAUCCUUCGCGCCUACAGACGCUACAAAGUCAAGUCCUACAUCCGCGAGGUCAACCGUCGCUUCAAGAACGUCCGCUCCAUGAAGGACUACGGCCGACACGUCAAGUGGCCGACGCCUCCCAAAGUCCUGCGCAAGUUCGAAGACGCGCUCAGGAGCAUCUACAACAGGUGGUGGGCAUGGACGCUGAUCAAAGGCCUGUCUCCAGAGGAGGCCCUGCAGGUGAGGGCCAAAGUAGCCUGCCUGGAGGCCCUGAAGGGCCAGAGGGCCGACCUGGGGCUGCAGAGAGCCUGGGAAGGGAACUACUUGAAGCGCGACAGCCCCGACACGGCGUCAUCCUUCACCCUGGUGUCCAGCGAGCUGCAGCGGAAGGACAAAUUCAUGAGAGUUCUGUUUUCCUGCAACGUGCGCAAGAUCAACCGUUUCCACAAGGCAGAGGACCGGGCCGUGCUCAUCACUGACCGCCACCUGUACAAGAUGGACCCCCUGAAGCAGUACAAGCCCAUGAAGAGCAUCCCCCUCUACAACGUGACCGGAGUGAGCGUCUCUCCGGGGAAGGACCAGCUGGUCGUGUUCCACACCAAGGACAGCAGGGAUCUGGUGGUGUGCCUGCAGGGGAUGGUGCCCGCCAACGAGAGCCGCAUCGGGGAGCUGGUUGGCACCCUGCUUAGCCAUUUCAAGAGGUAA